This is a messenger RNA of Besnoitia besnoiti, 1824 nucleotides long. RefSeq names its product ubiquitin family protein. The record is from RefSeq and is a predicted model, not a curated record. NCBI's taxonomy places the organism in Eukaryota, Apicomplexa, Conoidasida, Eucoccidiorida, Sarcocystidae. Bases 1 to 1824 code for a protein of 607 amino acids. Gene Ontology annotation, cellular component: cytosol. Gene Ontology annotation, molecular function: polyubiquitin modification-dependent protein binding. The transcript has 10 exons. Gene Ontology annotation, biological process: ubiquitin-dependent protein catabolic process.
AUGGACGGAGACUCUCGCUCUCCGCUCGCGUCGCCGUCGGACUCGUCGUCUGCCUCGCAUCCGGAGGGAGAGCGCGCACGUCGAGCCGACGGCGCAACAGAGGCAAGCCCCAGUGACGACGCGCAACCGAGCGCAGGCGCCGAGAAGGAGCGAGGAGAGGGCGCGGAAAUUCCCGUAACCAUCAAGCUCAUCAACGGCCAAACGACGGACGUGCGCGUCAACUCGGCGCUCUCUGUCAACGAGUGGAAGCAGCAACUCGAGGCCGUCUUCCACAUCCCGCCCAACGAGCAGCGGCUGGUCGCCGCUGGGCGCGUUCUGCAGGACGCGCGCACCGUGAGUUCCUACAGCCUCUCGCCGAACUCCACGGUUCAUCUGCUUCGCAAUCGCAGCGCGGGCAACUCUUCUGCCGCAACUGCGUUUUCCGCAGACCAAGCGGCGCGCGGCAUCUCUAGUAGUCAGAUGCAGGGCUUGGCGCGAGCUGCGGACUCGAUCUCUCCGCUCGGAGGCGACGGCUCGCAGCAGGACGUUUUCCAGCAAUUUCUGCAGUCUUCGCUGAUGGAGCAGCUCACAAACAACCCCGAUUUUCUUCGCAUGGUCAUGGAGUCGAACCCGCAGCUGCAGCAGCUCCGGGAGCAGAACCCCGAGCUGAAUCACCUGCUCAACGACCCCCAGGUGUUCCGGCAGUCCAUUCAGAUGGUGCGCAAUCCCGCACUCCUCCGCGAGAUGAUGAGGAGCACCGACCGCGCGAUGGCGAACAUCGAGGCGUUGCCAGGGGGCUUCCACGCAUUAAUGAGGAUGUAUCACACCAUUCAAGAGCCCAUGUACGCGGCGACGAUCGACGCAGCGUCCUCGAACGGCCUCGCCGGCUCAGCAGGCGACGCGGAGGCGCAGCGGCAGGCUUACGAGCGCGUGCGCAACUCUACAGAGGCUGUGGAGGAAAUGCCGAAUCCCUGGGCGCCGCUGUCGCCGAGUGCGACUUCGGGCUCCACCGCCUCGCCUCCGGAUCAGCUGAGUGAGCUCAUGGGUGGCGGUAUCUUCCCGACGACUCAGGCGAGCACGGAACAAGGAAAUCUUCUGGGGGCCUCGUCGGCGCAGCCUGCCUCCGGCAUUCCGCAGUUCAGCCCUUUUGGCAUGCCGUUCCUCGCACCGCCAGCCGCUUCAGGCGCACUGCGCUCUGGCGGGCCUUCGCAGGCGGCACCAGCGACUUCCUUCUCAGCGACUUCCUCCUCAGCGACUUCCUCCUCAGCGACUUCCUCGAGUCUGAGUGCGCGCACGGGGUCGGGAUCGUCCCCCGCGAGCGAAAGCUCCAGCCCCGCGCGCGGCUCUGCGUCCGCGCCUGUCUCUUCUGCGGCGGCCUCCGCCGGCGACGACGCCUCGCUGAGACUCCUCAUGGACCUUCUGGGGAGCAGCAUGCGAAACUCGGGCGACGUUGAGCAACUUGAGCAGCAGAUGCAUCGCUUUGGCCUGUCAGGCAGCGCGUUCAAUCCCGGUGAGGCACAAGCCUCCACACAGGCGCUGUUUGGCGGCUCGCCGUUUCUGGGGAUGUUUCCGCCCUUCUCUGCCGGCGCGACGUCCUCCCGGGAGACUCCCUCGACUUCUACUUCGAGGGUAGCCCCGGCCGCCGUGCAGGCCUCGACCCCGAGUCAGGAGACUGCGGAGUCGCAGUCCGAGAGCGCAGACCACAGCCGAUACGCGCUGCAGCUGGGCACGCUAAGGGCCAUGGGCUUCACAGACACUUCGCAGUGCGUUCAGGCGCUCGACUCUGCGGGAGGGAACCUGAACAGAGCGAUUGACAUUCUCCUUUCUCAGCAAAACAGGCCGUGA